CCGUAAACGGGGUAAAAAUAAAUAAAUCAUGGCGUCCGACAGCGACAGCGAUGAAGAUUUUGUGACUUACGGGACUCCUUUGGAACCUUUGGAAGAAGACGAGCCGCUGAAGAAGCCCGUCCCGCUCCACGAUCAGACAGUCAAAGAUGAGAAGGGACGAUAUAAGAGGUUCCACGGAGCGUUCACUGGAGGCUUUUCAGCCGGAUACUUCAACACUGUCGGCUCAAAAGAAGGCUGGACCCCGUCAGCCUUUGUGUCGUCACGGCAACAGAAAGCUGAGAAACACCAUGCCAGGCCAGAAGAUUUCAUGGACGAGGAGGAUUUCAGCGAACACGGCAUCGCUCCCAGAGAGAUCACCACCAGUCAGGAGUUCUCGUCCAGCCGCAGAGACGAGGCCGGAGAGAAGGCGAGAGCCAUCAGCGCUCAGGCGGCUCUGAUCCCCGGAGACACGCUGCUGGAGGAGCUGAUCGCACCUGCCAGGUCUUCCAUCGGGGUGGAGCUGCUGAUGAAGAUGGGCUGGAAGGAAGGUCAGGGCGUCGGGCCUCGUGUGAAGAGGAAAGCUCGCCGGCAGCAGAUGGACGGUGGAGGUAAAGUUUACGGCUCCACGCUGCCCCCUGCUGGUUCGGAGGAAUCGGAGGAUGACGAUGAGGAGUUUGCUCCAGAGAACGUGACCUUUGCCCCGAAGGAUGUAACUCCGGUGGACUUCAACCCUAGGUUGGGAGUUCAGGGUUUGGGGUACCGCGGUCUGGACCCGAGCCUGGCGUUGCUGGGUCACGGCACGGCUGAACACAUCGAUCUGUUUAAACCUCAGUCUGAGACGAGGAAUCGCCUGUUCGGAGACACGAAGAGCAGCUCGAGGAGAGGAGGAGUGGUCGGACAGGCCUUCGGCGUGGGUGCGUUAGAGGAUGACGAUGAAGACGUGUACCACAGAGACUCUAUGUCCAGAUACGACACAAUCCUGGGAGAAGAGGAGCCGGGCGACAGCCUGUACGGCUGGACGGCCCCGCAGCAGUACACUAAGAAGAAAGACAGAAGUAAAGAUGCUUCGUAUCUCGGCAAAAUCCUGGAAGGAUUCACUCUGGCACAGAAACCCCUCGAGGAAAAAACAAUCUUCCCGCCUCCCUGUCUGCCUCGCGAUUAUCGUCCAGUCCAUCAUUUCCGUCCUUCGGUCGAUGUUUCACAUCUUUCCGGGGUCAGCCCCGCGUUGGCCGAGGCUCUCCGGGUGUCCAAAGGCCACAUGGUCAAAGAGGAGCCCCAGCAAGCAGGACGCCACCAGCUGGACUCUGGCCAGAGGAGGGCGCUGCUGGGAGAGGACGCCCUGCAAGGUCCCAGUUCAGUCAUGGAGCUGCUGAGGCCCGAGGACAGGCAGCGCCUGCUCAGCUUCCGCAACUCCUCUAACCCGCCCUCGGCCACAACCUCCACCCCCGUCUCCAGUCGUGCCUCGCAGACAUCAGGGAAGUCGGCACAAGUGCUGCCUGCCUCCUCCGGCCUCCAGCAGGAGGCUCUGGCUGCGUGGAGAGGCGUCCAAACAUCGUCGCAGACCUUCAAACCGUUUGAGAAAAACCCCAGCAAGCAGGCACGCUACGAACUCUACCUGAGCCGUCUCAAGCAGGGAGACAAUGAGGCUGCAGCACCUCCAAAACCUCCAGAAUCCGGGAAGAAGUCCAGGUGGGAUGUCUCUGAGCAGAAGGUGGAGAAGAAGAAGGAGGACCCGCUGGGUGAGCUUCUCAGUGCUGCACGCAACCAGACCGAGACCAAAGUGGAGCACACCCCCACGCCUGCUUUACCUGCUUCAAUCAGCAGCAGCGAUCAGGCUCCAGGAAGCAAACCAGAGAUAAAGUCAUCAGAGCAACAGAGCUCAGAGCAGAAGAAAGAAGGUGAUGAAGAAGAGGAG
Molecule: messenger RNA, 1894 nt
Organism: Neolamprologus brichardi
Lineage: Eukaryota; Metazoa; Chordata; Actinopteri; Cichliformes; Cichlidae
Source: RefSeq, a predicted model, not a curated record